AUGGCUUUGCCACUUAACCUGCAUGGGUUCGAACCUCUUGUUCUGCACGUGGAAAUAUCUUCGUUCUUCAGGUCCACAGGAUCAGCUUGUUGGUCUGUUCUGUAUUCAUUGACAAGCGAAGUGUUUGAAGGCUUCCAACUUUUUCUGAUUUUUGCGCACUUGGAAAGUUCUUCGGCUCUUCAGGUGGACAGUUUAUGGAUUUCCAUAAAAGAUGUCAGAGACAAGAGGUUCCAGAGAGGCAGCUUAGUUGCAGAAGCAGUAGCAAUAACAAUAAGAGAGGUUGAGUUCAUUACAGUUACAUGUAUAUGUCUACUUGCUGAUCAUACUAGUUUAUCUGAAAUGUAUGAGUACAUGCUGCUAAUAGAGGUUUUGAACUAUAUGAAUAUGGCAAUGGCACGUACAAAGAGGUUCACCAGAAGGGUGCAUCCCACAACCUCCUCUGCUAAUGAAGGGACAACCAAUGUGCAACAACAAAACCAAAACUCGGUAGUACCCACUCAACAAUUGAGUACUCAGCCACAUGAAUUGGUGAUCCACCAACAACAAGUACCUUCUGCUCAAUCCCAACCACCAUCUGCUCAAUCAGGAUUUGCACAAGCUGCAACUGCAAAUACUGAACCUCCACCAUCAUCUGCUCAACCUACAAUAGCACCUGCUGCCUCUGAACCAGUCUCUGGUCAAUCUCAGCCAUCCGAUCAAAGACCACCACGAAACCCUUCCCAAAGGACAUGCAACAAAUACUGGGUUGUUGAUGUGCUAGCUGAUAAUGGAGUGGCUGAUGCGGAAAGACUACGUGUGCGGGAUGUAUUGGUACUUCCUCCUCAUAAGAAAGUAGUAGUGGAAUGGAAUGAGGACAUUCAGCCUGUCGGGGAGGCUGCUGCCCUAUUGCUUGGUUUUUUGGGUCACCUUGCAUGCAACCCAAACAUAUUCCCUAUCAGUUAUGAGAGGUGGCCUAAAAUACCCCCCAUCUACAAGGAAGAUGUUUGGCUAAACACUAUUAAGAAAAGAUUCGUUGUGGAUAAUGAUGACCAUUAUCAUUUCUGUAUGGGCAAUAUGGGUAAGAAAUGGAAAGACAACAGGUGGAGGCUAGCGAAUGAAAUGUAUGAAAAAGACAAAAGCUUUGAGCAAAAUCUAGAAAAUUUCCCUGAUGGGAUGACAAGGGAACAAUGGGGUAGUUUCUUGACUUAUAAAACAAGUGAGAAAGCAAAGAAAUAUAGUAGAAUCAAUACUGCUAAUAGACAGAAACAAACUAUCCCACAUACCCUAGGCUCAAAGACCAUUGCAAGGAGGAAAAGAGAGCUGGAAAUAGAACGUGGAACAACAGUGACCAGGGGGGAAAUGUAUGCUGUUGCUCAUAAGAAAAAGUGUGGAAAUUUUGUGAAUGAGGAAGCUAGGCUGAAAAAUGAUCAAUUACUAGUACAGAUGCAACAAACCAAUUCUGAAGUAGAGGCUUUUAUUAAUGUAUUUGGGAAGGAACACCCAGGUCGGGUUAGAGGCAUGGGUUUUGGGGUGGUUCCAUCCCAAAUACGUAGAACAUCAACUAGUUCAGCCUCAACUUCUUCCAGUAGUCCUACACAAGCUGAAUAUGAUGCCCUAAAAGAAGAGUUGGACACUAUAAAAGACAAGAUGGUAGAGCUUGACACAUUGAAAUCACAAAUGGCACAUUUUCUGCUAAAUUUUGGAAGUCAAUUGCCAUCUAAUGAGGUUCCUGACUUGGGAUCUCCUGCCAUUAGAAAGUCCUCCAAUGCUAGUCAUAAUCCUUCUCUUGGACCAGAAUCUUCAAAUCAUGGACCCUCACCACCAUCAUCUUAA
Messenger RNA from Gastrolobium bilobum, 1812 nucleotides. RefSeq lists its product as uncharacterized. NCBI's taxonomy places the organism in Eukaryota, Viridiplantae, Streptophyta, Magnoliopsida, Fabales, Fabaceae. The record is from RefSeq and is a predicted model, not a curated record. The transcript is spliced from 12 exons. The coding region runs from base 1 to 1812 and encodes 603 amino acids.